UCACCCUGGACGACGUGUCGGCUCUUCUCCAUCUCCCAAUGGGGUCGAGGUUCUAUACGCCUGGGAGGGGGGAGAGGGACGAGUGUGCAGCGCUAUGUGCUGAGUUGAUGGGAGGAUCUGUUGCUCGUUAUCAUGCUGAGUUUGAUAAGAACAGGAGCCAGACUAUUCGCUUUGGGGUCUUGCAGACCCUGUAUGAUGCUGCGUUGGAGGAGCACCGAUAUGAGGACGCUGCACGGAUUUGGCUGGUGAACCAGCUAGGCGCGACGCUCUUUGCUAGCAAGAGCGGUGGAUACCACACGACCGUCUACUGGAUAGGUAUGUUGCAGGAUCUCGGUCGAGUGUCCGAGUACGCGUGGGGCGCGAUUGCGCUCGCUACGUUGUACGACCAGCUUGAUCGAGCGUCCAGGAGGGGGACGGCCCAGAUGGGAGGUUUCAGCUCACUCUUGCUAGGAUGGGCCUACGAGUACCUUUCUGAUCGCGUCAUUAUCCGGAGGGCGGAUCCGGAGUACUCGCAGGACCAGCCUAGGGCGCGGCGGUGGGUUAUGUCCCGGGUCGGGCAUGCAGGCCUCGAUGAGAGGCGAGUCAUGCUCGAUGAGCUGACGGUGGAUGACAUUAUAUGGACCCCAUUUGAGGACCAUCGGGCUCAUCGACCACGGGAUCAGAGGGCCAUGUAUUCUGGCUACAUCCGGACGCCAUUUGGCCGUGUUGUUCGACGACAUCUACCAGAGAGGGUUCUGCGCCAGUUUGGCUACAUCCAGGAUGUCCCUCGACACCCCUCCGAGAUCCAGACGACUGGGUCCCUUGCUGAGACCGCAGAUGCUGCCUAUGCUGAUUUUGUGCCGCACCUGCGCCCUCAGGGGAUCCCUGUUACUCAUUCGGGAGAGGCUGUGGAGGAGUACAUGAGGUGGUAUGGCGGUGUGUCCCAUCGGUUCAUCAUCCCUGAUGAUAGGAGGGAGGAGUUCAGUGCUGUGACGGUUGUGCGUCGGGUCGUGGACUUGUUGGAGCAGUCACUGGAGGUGCCAGAUGCUCUUGCAGUUGGCACGCAUGCCCGAUCCCUCACUGAGAGGGCGCUGGAUCUUAUUAGAUCCAGCGCAUUCAUCGGUACCCAGGGAGUAGCCUUUGCUGCUGUCCGAGGAGCUGGAGCUGCAGGAGGCAGAGGUCGUGGAGGUAGAGCGCGUGGAGGCAGAGCCCGUGGAGGCAGAGCCCGUGGAGAGGGUGCACCUGCAGAGGGCGCUCGUGGAGGCAGAGCUCGUGGACCUAGAGGUCGGAGGGGUGGCGGUAGGGGUGGCGGUAGGGGUCGGGGCGAGUGACUGUAUAUUUGUAUAUAUUUUUUUGUGUACUUUUAUAUUAUGACAUGUGACGACAUUGUAUGGACUCUUUUUAUAUUAACCACGCUUUCUA
Molecule: messenger RNA, 1401 nt
Organism: Lotus japonicus
Lineage: Eukaryota; Viridiplantae; Streptophyta; Magnoliopsida; Fabales; Fabaceae
Product: protein MAIN-LIKE 2-like
Exons: 3
Coding region: 39-1310 (423 amino acids)
Source: RefSeq, a predicted model, not a curated record